AUGAGCCCGGCGCUGGCGUCCGGCCGCCCCCCGGCCGGCGCCGUUGUGGGCGUGGUCCUGCUGCUGCUGCUCAUCGGCGCCAUGCUGGUGCUGGUGGUCUGGCUCCGCCGCCGCCACCGGGACAAGGGCCAGCGCGCCCCCGGCGGGGGCUACACCCCCAGCGUGGGCUACACGCCCGCCGUGCACACCGCCGCCUGCAGGCUGCCAGAACUUUUUGUGUUGUUUUUUCUCAUUUAA
This is a messenger RNA of Menidia menidia (Atlantic silverside), 237 nucleotides long. Lineage: Eukaryota; Metazoa; Chordata; Actinopteri; Atheriniformes; Atherinopsidae. The record is from the annotation of a GenBank genome assembly.